This is a messenger RNA of Symbiodinium sp. CCMP2592, 2361 nucleotides long. NCBI's taxonomy places the organism in Eukaryota, Dinophyceae, Suessiales, Symbiodiniaceae. The record is from the annotation of a GenBank genome assembly.
AUGGUGGGAUCCCACGUGCCGACUCCGGCGUACCACAAGCUGCCCAGGUCGCCUCCAGGCGACAUGCAAUCCUUCACGACUAUGCGUAGAAAGCACCAGUGGCAGUCAGUGCGUAGCGGCGCGGUGGUGCUGGUGUUGGUGGUAGAGGAAGGCAUAGCAUGGCAUAGCCUUUUGGCACUGCCUGUUGCAGAAAGCAUGAUGUGCUUGACGGAGGUAUAUGAGCAGUCCCAUAUCGUGGAGGCCCAGCAGGAGAGUCCAAAAGCUCCCAGGCUCGAGCCUGUGCUGCUUCUGAAGACUGGCUUGUGGGAAGACUCCACGGAUGUCGAGGAGCGAUCGGCAUCAAAGGACUCCACGCCCAUCGAUGAAUCUUCGAUGUUGGAGCGGAACCUGCUGCUGCACCAGCUCGGUGAAGGGCCGAGCUGCGAUGCAGGAGAUCCGAAUUACAAUGCCAUCAGUCUAAGACCAAGGAUGGUUGCCGAAACGGUGAUAGCUGUGAAUUCUGCCACUUCUGCUCUCCAGCAGCCGUUAAAGAAAGUCGGGUUGGUGCGGCUGGGCUUUCCUGGCGAAGCAGACACGCUGAUAUCUCCAAUGCAGAUUCCACAAAGCUGUGAUCUUGAGGAAGGUGCCCGGUUAGCGCAUCCAAGCCCGAUGGACGCGCAGAACGAUGCAGGCAAUCAGAGCUUGAAGUGGGUCGAAGGAAUUGCGAAGACAUCCCUGGAUGUCACAUGCAAAGCCGUGACAGGGCCGCAGCUUCAGAUUGCGGGAAAGCAGGAAGAUGGGAGAGUCUACGCCCUCCUGGUGCGCGACAUCCUCUUCUUGCUGCUGCUCUUUGCCGUGCCAACCGGAGCCUUCCUCUGUGCUUUCGAUCGAACGCUGGCAGCUACGCUGGUUGCCAGCAGCUUGAUAUCUCUGGCCAUCGAGCUGUAUCGACAGAGGAAGCGCUGCCUGCCGUACCCCGUGUAUCUGGUCUUGGUCUAUGCUGUGCAGAUCCUUUGUUGCCUGCCGUCUCUACACAGCAGCCUCAGUCUAGAAAUCCCAAGACACGGUUCCGCGACUGCCGCGACAAUUUCCAUCGUCAUGGCAGCGCACAACGAGCAUCAGUACUUGAAGCGAACGCUCGACUCCAUUAUCGACAGCACUCCGCUGGAUGCGCUGGUGGAGAUCAUCCUUGUGGACGACGGCAGCUCUCCGCCGCUGGCACCCUUGGUGACCUCUUAUAGCCUGGUGAAGCUGCUGCGGCACGAAAGCCGCCGUGGCUUAAUCAAGUCCAAGACAGAGGGCGGGAAUCGGGCGACGGGCGACGUCAUCAUGUUCUUAGAUGCUCACGUCCGACCUGUUCCAGGCUGGCACGUACCGCUGCUGAGACACAUCGGCCAAAACUACAAGCGCGUAGUCGUUCCGCUGAUACCCAUCCUGAAUGCGGACACCUGGGAAGUCAACAACAAUGCCAUUGGUGUGAAGAUGAUGUUCGACUGGACACUUUUCUUCAAUUGGUUCGAAGAUGGCAGCGACAUUGUGCCGUGCAUGAGCGGAGGUCUUUUCGCCAUCUCGAAGCGUUGGUGGCACGAGUCGGGUGAGUACGACUAUGGCAUGAAUAUGUGGGGUGCAGAGAACAUCGAGCAGUCCAUUCGGAUCUGGCUCUGUGGGGGCGAGAUCUUCGUGGCGCGAGACUCCCGUGUUGCCCACGUUUUCCGAAGAUCCUUCCCAUAUGCGGUGAACAACACCGAAGUCUACAUCAACAAGGUGCGGACAGUGGAAACCUGGUUUGACGACUACAAGCGAUUCGUCUAUGCUGCUGACCCCGCAGCGCAGCGAUUCGUUUCCAGCAUGGGCGACAUCUCAGAUCGAGAAGCGUUGAAGUCCCAGCUGAACUGCAAGCCCUUCAGUUGGUACGUCGCGAAGUUCAAGGAUGUCUUUGAGAGCAAGAACAUGUUGCCCAAAGACAUGUUCCUGAUCCGUGACACUGGCACGGGCCUUUGCGUUCUACCGGAGCGGCGUACCCAUCGGUUGCUUGAAGGGCCCUGCCGCACGGAGGACAGGCGUCUCCGAUGGACCUACGCGAACAAGGGGCGCAGCCUGCAACAUGUUGACACGGAGACGUGCUUGGACGCCGAUGCGGCGGAGACGCAGAAGGUCGGUGCAAAGGUGCUGCUUUAUCGCUGUAUACAAAGCUCACCCAUGCAGGAGUGGACAUUUCGACAGGGCCACUUGAAGUUUGCCAGCCUUUGUGUCAACGGCUCGGCGGAGGGCGACUUGACCUUCGCGCGCUGCGGAAACUUCCUGCAAGAGCGAGGCCCCUUCGAGCCCUUCGACCAGAAGGCCAUGGGACCGUUCCCUGCACGAAGGUCAGCCGCCGGCUAA